Messenger RNA from Xenopus laevis (African clawed frog), 1778 nucleotides. It is a transcript of the gene wdr4.S, whose product is annotated as WD repeat domain 4 S homeolog. Gene Ontology annotation, cellular component: nucleus; tRNA methyltransferase complex; cytosol. Gene Ontology annotation, biological process: tRNA modification; RNA (guanine-N7)-methylation; tRNA (guanine-N7)-methylation. NCBI's taxonomy places the organism in Eukaryota, Metazoa, Chordata, Amphibia, Anura, Pipidae. The record is from RefSeq and is marked provisional.
CUCCCAGCCGGAGCCGCCAUUCUGACCCUGGGAUUCAGGUGCGCACUGAUGACGCGGUGUCUGGUGACCACAAGUAACGUCACUGUGACGCGCCGGGAAACACAGACACGUGAGUGGUGCCGGACAGGAAAGGAGAUGCUGCGCGUGGGACCCGGUAGUCUCGCAAUCACCGGGGGUAGCCGGCUCCUGGGGCACCGAGUCGGGAUCGAUUGCUGCCCCUUUCACUUGGAUUGUAGUUUAUUGGAGAAGCAGAGUGCAGCCCCAGGACAGGAGGGCUCGGCAGAUCCUCAUGUAUCGGAUAAGAUCCUCGCUGCUGCCUUCUCACCUUCGGGGGAAUAUUUUGCCCUCACAGAUGAUAACAAGAGGCUGGUUCUGUUCCGGACCAAACCAGUGUGGGAGAAAAUCAGUGUGAGGUGGGUGUCCCGACGCUGUACAGCUCUCACCUUCUCUCCCUGUGGGAACCAUAUCCUGGUGGCAGAUAAAUCCGGUGAUGUUUUCUCAUUCUCUGUGCCGCGGGCCCUGGAGCAGGGCCGACUGGAGCUGGGACAUCUCUCCAUGUUGCUGGAUGUGACCAUCAGUCUGGAUGGGAAACACAUAAUCACCUGCGACCGCGAUGAGAAAAUCCGUGUGAGCUGCUGGGGGGCCCCCCAUGUCAUCAUGUCCUUCUGCCUGGGACACACAGAGUUUGUGUCCCAGCUGCUGCCCCUCCCUGGGCAAGAGAAACUGCUCCUCUCCGGCUCUGGGGAUGGAACUCUGCGCCUCUGGGAAUAUGAGUCUGGGAAAGAAGUUCACAGUGUGACCCUGAGGAGCCUCGCCCAUGAACUGGAGGAUCAGGAGAACAAGAGAUUCGCGGUCUCUAGGAUCAGCUGCUGCUCCUGCAACGGAAUCCAACUGGCAGUGCUGUGUGAAGGGGUUCCCGGCAUAUUCCUGUUUUCUGUGUCCCCUGAGCCACGCCUCACAUUCACACAGUAUAUAGCACUCACUCACACACCCAUAGACUUGGACUUUGAUGGUUCCGCCUUCCUAUGGGUUCUGUCGGGCGUCGGGGAAGAGCCACUGCUGAAGUAUAAAGAGCUGGAUGGCCAAUGGCAGUCAGUGUCAAAUGAUGAAGAAUUAACAAGGCUCACUGGGAUCAUCCAGGAGAACUGGGGAGACCUGGAAGGUGCUGGGGCCCCAGAGAGCCGCUUCGUGGGUCUGUACAAAGCAGUGUUUGAUAACAUGGCCACUUACCUACAGAAGAAAGAGUUGCGGCUGGAGAGUGAAAAGCGCAAAGCCGCAGAUGGGCAAGUGGUUCUGGCCAGCAAGGUGCAGAAAACAGAGAGUUAGCCUAGAAUCAGCGUGUGCAAAUCUGCCCCUUUGUGUCUGAUGUCGGAACUAUCCUGGGCCGGCUGAUUGGGCAUUUGCGAACUGUAUGAGGACUAAAGGGCAAGCAGGAGGGUUCAAGUCUGUUGGUGUCUCUCUACUUGGUGCUGUAUCCCCGGAGCACAAACUCCCAGGCCAAACCCAUGUCUGGUUCUGCUCCAGCAUUGACGCCACAAUGGGCACUUCUUUUACACAGCCUGCAGGCACAUGACCAUUUAGGCUCAGCCGCAAGGGAGUAUGGCUGGAAGCCAAAGAUACUCAUAGGAGCAAUAGCAAUUGUGACCCACUGUGACAUCUGUUUGAAGAAGGAAAUCCAGAUUCUUUUCAUGACCCAGGGCGGAGCUUCCUGGGCAGAGGAGGGGCUACAGAAAAUUUAUUUUGGUUCAUGUUUUUCUUUAAUAAAACUUUUACUCAGA